Penicillium daleae is the source of this 597-nucleotide messenger RNA. RefSeq lists its product as uncharacterized. The transcript has a single exon. Lineage: Eukaryota; Fungi; Ascomycota; Eurotiomycetes; Eurotiales; Aspergillaceae. The coding region runs from base 1 to 597 and encodes 198 amino acids. The record is from RefSeq and is a predicted model, not a curated record.
AUGAUUGUCAAUUUCUCCUUAGUCACGCUGCUCGUGGCCACAAUUGCCUUAGCCUCCCCGUCGUCUGGCCUCGCUCGACGGACCUGUGGCCUGGGUCCCUCAUAUAUUGACAUUCUCAACAUCACGGCGCCCAAUCAGCCGUCAUCUACGUAUAGCCAAUUCACUCUCACCCGCGACGAUAACCCUGUUAGCAAUAUCCAAAUUGUUGCUAUGACCUUCGACCUCAUCCCCCCCUCCGCCACGGGCUGCCGACUGCAGAUAACCAUCCCCCAGCUCACCGAACCAAAUCAGAUCGCAUGGGGUUCCGCGACCCAGGCCGAGUUCUGGACCACCGACCCAUGGUAUCCCAAUACUCCCCCGACGUGGAACAAUCUACCAGCCAAGCGGGAAAUGGUGGCCACCUUUGGGUUUCCGACAUACGUGACCAACUCUGUAUUUCAGACCAACCUGGCGAGCAAUGUCUGCACCGACCCGAUGAGCUAUCUCAUUUCCUUGAGCGAUUGGCAGACUCAGGCAGGAGGGGUGAAUUUCGUUAAUUCUCUAGGUGGAAAACAGGGAUUGGAGGUGUUAGGUUUUGAGACGAUCUUUGAUUGUUGA